AUGCUCGAAGACUUUGGCUUGGGCACUUGGCAUUGGGCCAUCGCUUUUGCCUUGAUAUUGGGUGUAUUCGUUCUCUAUGAGCCAAAUGGCGAUCUCAUCGACGUGCCUACUGUCAAGUACAGUCGCUACCUGCCUGCUUUCUUCAAUCGUGUGAUUUUUUACUCCGUUGGUUCGCAGCUCAUUGACGAAGGUUAUGAAAAGUACAAAGACACCCCGUUUCGCAUCCUCAAAGCCGACGGUGAUUUGAUCGUGUUGCCGGCCAAGUAUAUCGAUGAGCUGCGUAAUGUUGGGCCAUCUGAGCUGAGCUCCUUGGAUGCUCAGUAUAACAAUGUGCUCGGGAAGUAUACAAAUGUGUUGGUUGAAAGUCGUUUGCCUUCUUUCACUGUUACGAAGCGGUUAAAUCCUGCGAUUGGUCGGUUGGUUCCUAAACUCAUUGAUGAGCUUCAGUAUGCCUUUGACAUUGAAGUCCCCAAGUGUGAUGAGUGGACUCCCAUCAAUGCAUACAACAUGCUACUAGGCAUCCUCACCCGCGCCACCUCCAGAAUCAUAUGCGGCGACUCCAUCUGUCGAAACGAGAAAUGGCUAGAAACCGUCACCAACUACACCAUCAACGUCGGCAUCACAGUCGUUCUCCUCCGCCCAUUCCCCAAGCUCCUCCGUCCCCUAGUCGCCAAGUUCCUUCCCAGCGUACGCAAGCUCAAUGAGCAGGUCAAAUUCGUCAAGCAGGAGCUGUUCAUUCCCAUGAUCAAUGCGCGUCGCCAUGAGGAAAAGCAUAACCCGAAUUAUCAGAAGCCGGAUGACUUUCUGCAGUGGAUGAUGGAUGCGGCUGAUAACCCUCGUGAUGCGGAUGCGGAUUUCAUGGCGCAUAAUCUCUUCAUUAUCAUGAGUUUGGCGGUUGUGCAUACAAGCUCGAUGCUAAUGACGCAUAUGCUUUACGAUUUGAUAGAGAUGCCGGAAUAUCUGGAGCCAUUACGAGAGGAGAUCCAGGCUACGCUUGCGAAUGGUUGGACCAACGCGAAACAGUCGUCAUUCAUCUCCCAGCAUCGCAUGGAUAGCUUCAUGAAGGAAGUGCAGCGGUUCAACCCUACCGGCGAAGUCUCCAUGCAUCGCAUCGUCCGCUGUCCCGUAGUUCUCACCGGUGGCCUAGUCCUUCCCCGCGGCGCCCACAUUUGCUUCGCAGCGGGCCCCCUCUCGCGCGACCCCAACAUCAUCUCCGAGCCAACCCCCUUCUCCGGCCUCCGCUGGUCCACGACGCCCGAGAUCAAAACGAACAGUUUCGUCAGUAUCGGCCCGCACAAUAUGCAUUUCGGAUUCGGACGCCAGGCAUGCCCUGGUCGGUUCUUCGCGUCGGUUACGAUCAAGGCGAUUAUGAGCCGGAUUAUUGCGGAGUAUGAGUUUAAGUAUGAGGGGGAGAGGAACGAGAGGCCGGCGAAUGUGAGGAUUGGAGAGCAGAUUAUGCCUAAUAUGGAGACAAGGAUUGUUAUGAGGAGGAGGGAGGGGGUUGUUGCUUGA
This is a messenger RNA of Aspergillus chevalieri, 1512 nucleotides long. RefSeq names its product cytochrome P450. NCBI's taxonomy places the organism in Eukaryota, Fungi, Ascomycota, Eurotiomycetes, Eurotiales, Aspergillaceae. The coding region runs from base 1 to 1512 and encodes 503 amino acids. Gene Ontology annotation, molecular function: heme binding; oxidoreductase activity, acting on paired donors, with incorporation or reduction of molecular oxygen; iron ion binding. The record is from RefSeq and is a predicted model, not a curated record. The transcript has 6 exons.